CGGAUCGCGUGUCAAAUCGCCAAACUGCUGAAAUCACGUGACUUUGGCGCUCCGAGCCGCUGAUUCGACACGCUGAUUCAUAAUGCUCCGAAGCUUCGUGACGCAGUGUUUUGAAAUCGGCCAUCACUAUAUAAGUCGUUAUUUUUAUUUUUUUGGCGCACCAAAAAUAUUCUCGUCGCUUUAUAAUAUUAAUGUUGACCCACUGUACUCACAUGAACUGAUUUAAAUAUGUUUCGAGUACAUUAAUGGAUCUUGGGAGAGGAAAUGUCAUUGCUGGCUAUGGAGGCCUCACUGAGCCAUCGGAUUUCAACAAAAAUAUCUUAAUUUGUGUUCCGAAGAAUAACGAAGGUCUUACGGGUGUAGAACGGCAUAAGGGUGAGUAAUAAAUGACAUUAUUUUCAAUUUUGGGUGAACUAACCCUUUAACAGACAGUGUGGAUCCUCGCGCGUUGUUUGGUGUGCGGCUGGUUGCAGGCAGUGACGGCUCGCUCUCUCUCUCUCUCUCUCUCUCUCUCUCUCUCUCUCUCUCUCUCUCUCUCUCUCUCUUUUUCCGCGCUUCAGUCUGAAUGACCACGAUCCUAGUCCUGCCACGGGCUUGCGUUCUUGAGGAAUUCGUCAUCAAUGAAAGUGAAAGAAGACUAAAUAGGAGAGGAGAAACGCAAGAAUGCCGGCAGGUCAGAGAAGACAGACGAUUUCUUAAUGGAUAACAUCAAAGGCAGAAGAACAUCAAAGACAGAAUGAUGUUUUUGGUAGAAUAUGGGAAGUUGUGUGUGGAGUGAUGAAUCACAAUGAAACAAGAGUUGUAUGGUGAUGCUUCAGAGUGUCUUCGAAAAUCUGCGGGCGGCACUCAAGUCGGAGAGCAGGCACUGAUUGACAGCUGACUGUGGAUAAGCUACUGACAAUUCACUCUGCAGUCCUGCACGCUGAAGGAGCUCUCAGAUACAAUUUCCAUGAAUAAAAUCCUGCGCCAGAAACUAGGAACAGGAAAUGCUAUGGAUAUCCUCAGCGCAGUAGAUUUCUCCUUCACAUAGCAUUUUGAGUGGAUCACUUCAUCAUUUUUGAACUUCCUAACUCUUCUUCACAUACGUGGCCAUCAGCGGCCAUAAGUGGAAAGAGCUCUGACUGAUACAGGGGACAGGAAACGGCAUCAGAGAAUGGGGGCACCUGGCGGACCAAUUCUGGGUGGGUUUAGCUCUACGACAUCCUCCCUAGACCUCAUUGGCUGGAUGGUCUGGCCUGGCAAUACCACCGUGAGCCUAAACCAGAGCUUUUUCGGGACUGAUUACAGUGUCAAUCUCCCCUCCUCAUCUUCAUCUUCUCCUCAUGGGGUCGAAAGGGAGGUGAUGAAGGAAAAGAACUGGCCAGCCCUGCUGAUUCUUGUGAUUAUCUUUCUGACAAUAGGAGGGAAUAUUUUGGUUAUUCUAGCUGUGUCACUGGAGAAGAAGCUGCAAAAUGCAACUAACUUCUUCCUGCGCUCCCUUGCAGUGGCGGACAUGCUGGUCGGCAUCUUGGUCAUGCCCAUCUCGCUCAUUAACAUCCUGUAUGAUUAUGCCUGGCCAUUGCCCAGCGCCCUCUGUCCUAUUUGGAUAUAUCUGGAUGUGCUUUUCUCCACUGCUUCCAUCAUGCACCUGUGUGCCAUUUCCCUCGACCGCUACGUGGCCAUACGCAAUCCGAUUGAGCACAGUCGGUUCAACUCCCGCACCAAGGCCAUGCUGAAGAUCGCUGCAGUUUGGACCAUUUCAAUAGGUAUCUCAAUGCCUAUCCCAGUGAUCGGACUGCGUAACAGAGAAAAGGUCUUAAUAGAUGGCAACUGUGCUCUGAACGAGGAACGUUUCAUACUUGUUGGCUCUUUUGUUGCCUUCUUCAUUCCUCUGGUCAUCAUGGUGGUCACUUAUUGUCUCACUGUCCAAGCACUUCAGCGUCAGGCCACAGUCUUCCUCUACGAGGGCAAAGCCUCUUCUCAGCAGCCAUUGCAGCCUCAAGCUCAACCUACUUCCCAGUUGGCCCCGCCAUCGGCUCCAUCACGUCGUAGCAGUCUGAACUGUCUACGGAUCAGCAACAGCGAUGGAAACACGCUCAGUCUGACUGUGCCCCCUGACACCAUCUCAAUAAUCCCAAGUUCAGAAGUGCCAUCUCAAAUGAAUUCGCCCGCUGGACGGGACCCGGGUGGAGCCCACGGGCGGCGGGGCAUGAUGCAGGCCAUUAAGAAUGAGCGGCGAGCAUCCAAAGUGUUGGGUGUAGUCUUCUUCCUCUUUCUUUUCAUGUGGUGUCCCUUUUUCAUUACUAACGUUCUGUAUGUCCUCUGCCGUGGAGCCUGUGAUGAGCCUCUGCUCACAGAACUGCUCAAUGUGUUCGUUUGGGUGGGCUACAUCUCAUCAGGGGUCAACCCUUUAGUGUACACUUUGUUUAACAAGACCUACCGAAGGGCAUUUUCAAGCUACUUGCACUGCCAGUAUGGACGGGUAGGACUUAAACCCAUCGCUUUACACGCUCCUUGUCCAUCCCAUGCUGUGGUCACACCCAUCCUGAUCUGCGAAAAAGUUUCCAUUGACCGGAACAGUAACUGCCGCAAUGGGGACGGAAAUGGAAUCCGAAAUCUAGAGCUCCAUGACAUGGACACUGACCCCGGACUGGAGCUGAAACCGGGAAUAUCAGAGCUCUCCAUCAGCAGUGGUCACAAUCACACAGAACACACCAGCAGUGUCUGAAAAAUAUCUUUUAGUUUGACGUGGAAAACAGGACAGGGUGUGACCGAGCUCCAAGUGAUGUUUAGAUCUUGAGGAGAUGUCACACAAGAACUCGUAACUCUCAUCGACUCAGCUGUAUCACAGCAUAGAAUGUAUGCUGAGUUAGCUACAGAAACAAUCUGACCAAGAUCAAAAAAGGGAGAUGGAAUGUAACGUGUGUGUGUGUGUGUGUGUGUGUGUGUGUGUGUGUGUGUGUGUGUGUGUGUGUGACAGAGAGAGAGAGAGAGAGAGAGAUUGUUUGUGUUAACAGGUUCAGAUGUUUGAAUGCCAUUAAGUACUGCAUGAGCACCCAGUCUUACUAAAGCAGCAUUGGCCAGCAGUUCAUGCAAGAUAGAGUCAUAGCAUCCUCUUGUGGUCAGUUGAAAAAUUACAGAAAGACCUAGUGUGAACCCAAAAAAGUUACUGUGUCAUCCAAGCUAUGCUGUCUAAAUACACUUGCAAGUCAGAUCAUUGUUUGUGUAACUUGUAAACACCUCCAGUAUGAUAUGCUGAAUCCUUUGAGUGGCAGUAAAAUGAUAAUACAGUUGGGGGUCACAUCUUAUUUCCUGGCCUAACAAUGUAGAGGAAAUGACUGUAAACCACUUCUCACAGUGACCUAGAAAGCCAGACCUAACAGAAAAAUGGGGUGAAAGUCAUAUGCCAAAUUUACACUGUAAAGGUGGCACAGAAGCGCUUCUGAAGUGGUAAUUAGGUGUCUCUACACAGACUGUUUAAUGCUGCUCAGAGGUGCAGUAAAUGCAUUUGCACAGCAAUUUUAAUAAGUAUACAUUUAUACUAGGGGUUAAGGUGGGUCAGAGCAGGCAUAAUUUAGCCUGACUUUUUUUCAGCAUUAUGUCUUUAGACAGAAUUUUGAGCAGGCACUGAGCAGCCUUAAGUCAGUUUUGUAAAGAUGCCUAUACUUAACAUAAAGCUUUAAUCAAAAAUUUCAUUUUUAAUGCUAAGAUUUAAUGCAGUUUGAGCUUUAGUCCAGUCCAAACUGCUUCUCAAGGAUUUUUUCAAAAGAUAGUGAAGUAAUUAGCCUCCAGCUCUGGGGAACACGAUUUCCUGUGAAUGUAAGAUUAGUUGUGAGCUGCUUCAUCAGGUGGUCAUGGCCGAAUGAGAGAAGAAGCAAAAUUGCACAACAGACAAGAGUACUAAAACAAUUUACUUAUUAUGGAUGGACAGUCCAUGGCAACAGAUGUUGGUCAGUAAGACCAAAAAUGCUCAUUUGAGGAUGUCUAUGAAUAAUGUAUAAAGCUGUAAAUUCUUGCUGUUUUCCUGUGUAGAACCUUAGAAUUUCUCCUGUAUCACCUGCCCUUGUUCAGACUCUACUUUUUAUACCAUAGCCUGUGAAAGUUUUACCAGACCCCCCCCCCCCCCCUUUUUUUUUUUUGUUAUAAAAACCCCAUCAUCCUCACAAUGUUAUCAUUUUGUGAAGCUGCUAUUUAUUUAAUAAAAGACAAUUAUCAUUC
This is a messenger RNA of Ctenopharyngodon idella (grass carp), 4197 nucleotides long. It is a transcript of the gene htr2cl1, whose product is annotated as 5-hydroxytryptamine (serotonin) receptor 2C, G protein-coupled-like 1. Lineage: Eukaryota; Metazoa; Chordata; Actinopteri; Cypriniformes; Xenocyprididae. Gene Ontology annotation, biological process: chemical synaptic transmission; G protein-coupled receptor signaling pathway, coupled to cyclic nucleotide second messenger. Gene Ontology annotation, molecular function: neurotransmitter receptor activity; G protein-coupled serotonin receptor activity. The transcript has 6 exons. The coding region runs from base 1154 to 2707 and encodes 517 amino acids. Gene Ontology annotation, cellular component: plasma membrane; dendrite. The record is from RefSeq and is a predicted model, not a curated record.